Diaporthe amygdali is the source of this 966-nucleotide messenger RNA. RefSeq lists its product as uncharacterized. The transcript is spliced from 4 exons. The record is from RefSeq and is a predicted model, not a curated record. NCBI's taxonomy places the organism in Eukaryota, Fungi, Ascomycota, Sordariomycetes, Diaporthales, Diaporthaceae. Gene Ontology annotation, molecular function: oxidoreductase activity. The coding region runs from base 1 to 966 and encodes 321 amino acids.
AUGUUCUCGGAUAACCGCACGCAUUCGUUUACGGUGCAGCGUUCAGAAUUACAGUCCAGCAAAGCCGGCGCCGUCCCGUACACGGACGGCCCUCUGAAGCCCCACCCCGACAUUUCGCCAGAUGACAAGGGGCUGAAAGAUUCGAGCACUUUCCAAACCUACAUCCUCAAAAUGACUUCUCCUCACAUUCCCUACCGCCUCGAUGGAAAGGUAGCCCUCGUCACAGGGUCUGGCCGCGGUAUCGGGGCAGCCAUCGCUACAGAGCUGGGUCGCCUGGGCGCUAAGGUCGUGGUGAACUAUGCCAACUCGCCCGAGUCUGCUGAGAAGGUCGUCGCCGGCAUCAAGGAGCUCGGAUCUGACGCCAUUGCGUUCAAGGCCGACAUUCGCCAGGUGCCCCAGACUGUAAAGUUAAUGGAUGACGCUGUCGCACACUUCGGCGGCCUCGACAUCGUCUGCAGCAACUCAGGCGUUGUCAGCUUCGGACAUCUGGGCGAUGUGACGGAGGAGGAGUUUGACCGGGUCUUCAGCCUCAACACACGGGGCCAGUUCUUCGUGGCUCGCGAGGCCUAUCGCCAUCUGAACGAGGGCGGCCGCAUCAUCCUUACAUCCUCCAACACCGCCAAGGAAUUUAGCGUGCCAAAGCACUCGGUCUAUUCUGGAUCCAAGGGUGCUAUCGAUUCCUUUGUUCGGGUCUUCUCUAAGGACUGCGGUGACAAGAAGAUCACCGUGAACGCUGUCGCGCCUGGCGGGACCGUCACCGACAUGUUCCAUGAGGUCUCGCAUCACUACAUUCCCAACGGAGAGAAGUAUACUGCGGAGGAGCGCCAACAGAUGGCUGCCCAUGCGUCUCCCCUCCACCGCAACGGGUUCCCGGUCGACACUGCCCGCGUUGUCUGCUUCCUGGCUAGCAAGGAGGGCGAGUGGGUCAAUGGAAAGAUUUUGACUUUGGAUGGCGGUGCUGCGUAG